Molecule: messenger RNA, 1983 nt
Organism: Miscanthus lutarioriparius
Lineage: Eukaryota; Viridiplantae; Streptophyta; Magnoliopsida; Poales; Poaceae
Source: the annotation of a GenBank genome assembly
AUGGCGGACUUCCAGACGGACCUAUCGAAGAGGAUCGACGACGUGGAGGCUGCUCUCGGUGCCCGCUUUACCACCCUAGAGAACGCCCACAAGUUGUUCGACGAUUGGCGUCCCCGAGUGGAUGCGACCAUCGACGACUUUCACGUCGAGCUAGGUGCGAUGCGCAAGACUAUGAAUCGAGUGGUUCCCGAUUCCAAGGCUGCUUCAUCGGCAGGCCUCCUCACCAAGACAAAGAUGGUUGCGGCGUCAGCAUCCGCCGGUAACCCAGUCAUCGGCCCUAAUGGGCACCGCGUCGACAAACAUCAACGGGGGGUUGGGUUUCAAACCUGUCUCCUGGUCAAGGGUACAUGUGGUUUCCCUGAACCCAAGCUCAUUCGGUCUAUAUCUCAUUCAUUGUUGGAGGGUUUGGGUCAUCAUCCGUUGGGUCCAUGUGUGCAAGCCAGGGUGCAUACAAUGAGUGCGGGUUUCAACAAGCAGAUAUUGGCUCAGAAGCUUUCGAAGCUUAAUAGCUCACAGCAGAGCAUAGAGACUUUAUCAAAUUGGUGUGUCUUUCAUCAUCGUUACUGCCAACAAGUUGUACAAACAUGGGAUUGCGAGUUCCAUGCAGCUCCUGUAGAGAGGAGGGUAUCUUUGCUGUACCUUGCAAAUGAUAUUAUGCAGAAUAGCAGAAAAGAAGGCAAUGGAUAUAUAACUGAAUUCAUGAGGGUCAUCCCUGCUGCCUUGAAUGAAGUGUUGACUGUCAGAGAUGAUUUUGGGCGGAAUGUCCCAAAAAGACUGAUUGACAUAUGGGAAGACCGUAAAAUAUUUGAUACUCAGGCACAAAGCCUCAAAGAUGACUUUUUCAGGAGGUUAAAGGACAUUAGAAACAAGUUGACAAAUAGGGGCAGUGAGCUGCUGGAGAAGGUUGUCUCUAGCUACAAACAUGUCCUGAAUGCUCCUAUGGAUGAGGAUACUCUGAUGCGGAAAUGCCAAGCAGCUCUUAUCAAUCUUGAUGAACUCAAUAAAACGUAUGGAAAUAACUCCGUUUUAGGUAGCAGCAAUCGAUCGGGCUUUAUGCAGGAGCUGCAGGAACAACAUAGCAUUCUCAGAAACUCCAUCGAACAACUCAAAAUGUCAGAAUCACUCAGGACCACUCUGAUUUCUCAUUUGAAGGAAGCGCUGAAUGAGCAGGAGCUCAAAGUGGAACAAGUCAGAAGCCAGCUUCAGGCAGCUCAGCCCCGAUUCAAGAGAGCUGCUGAGCUCUGCGUGGGGCUUGGAAGCAACAUGGAAAGGCAUCAGCCAUCAAAUCAAGGGCUUAAGAGGUCCAGCCUCUCUGAUCCACUUAGUACUGUUGCUCCAGAAGCUGCGAAAUCUCUUCAAAAGGGACAAUCAAGUGUAGUGUUGUAUUCAAAGGAGGGAAAUGGUGUUGAGCACAACGUGACAGAGACAAAGCUUGCUGCAGGUGCUGCUUCAGACAAUAUACGUGGUGGUGCUUUGCCUUCACGUGUCAAUGGGGGCAACACCAUUGUGAAAAUAGAAGAGCACACUUCUGGUAACAAGAGGCAGAAGCUAGAGGACGACACACAUAUUUCUCAGCCUCAAUCACAGUCACCACCACCGCCGCCGCCCCCAUUCCCUCAUCCUGAUGCAUUUAAACCACCACCACCACAGUAUCCUCCAUCACCAGAGCCUAGCCCGCCACCACUGCCGCCAAAUUCACCGCCACCCCAUAUAAUCCCCCCACCGCCGCCGCCUCCGCCCACAAUGCGACCCCAAAUGAUCUCACAUCUACCACCUCCAGCUGGUACGUUUGUACCUUUUCCUGCUGGACCACCUGGUCCAAUGUAUUGCACUUACCCACCUUUUACUCCUGUGGUCAACUUUCCCAUGACCAGCCCACCUGGUUUCCCUAGUCCAAACCCGCCUCCACCUUUUCAAGGAUUAGCGGGUACAUUCUAUGGCCCUCAGUUCCCCACCCCACCCCCACCAGCAGACAGGAAAUAA